AUGCUUCCAAUAACUGAACUGCUACUCUCCACUUGGUGGCUAAUUCUGCCGAUUAUUGCUCUAGUUUUUCUAUAUUUACAUCAACCGAAAGAAGAAAAAACACAAUCUCGAAAAAUUCGUCGUGGUGUGGAUCGAAGUUUAACAUAUCCUCGUCAAUAUCCAUGUGGUUGGUAUCGUAUUUGUAAUUCAGAUGAUGUAUCCAGACGAGGUCAAAUCAGACGUGCUUUUGCAUUCAGUCGAGAAAUGGUUGUUUUCCGAUCGGAUGAUGAACAUAAUCAAGUUCAUGUCUUAGAAGCAUUUUGUAUUCAUAUGGGUGCCAAUUUAGGUGUUGGUGGACGAGUUAUGCCUGGUACAAACUGUAUACAAUGUCCAUUCCAUUUGUGGGAAUUCAAUGGACAAAAUGGUCGCUGUACAAAAAUUCCAUAUAUUGACGGGAAAAUACCUGAUAAAGCGAAGAUGCAUUCGUAUCCAUGUGUUGAACGCCAUGGAAUGAUUAUGAUUUGGUAUCAUCCUUUGAAUGAACCACCUCAUUAUGAUGCUAUUUGCGUAGAUGAAUUACUUGGUGAUAAAUAUGAAUUUCGAGGUAAUUAUAGUUAUCCAAAUAUUCAAAUGCAUCUACAAGAAUUCGCUGAAAAUGCUGCUGAUGUUCAACAUUUUCAACCCCUUCACGGGCAAAUGCUUAUUCCGUGGACUAAAAUACGUGUACCACUUGUAUAUGUUCAUCAUACUGCAUCACUAGUAUUUAGUGAUCAAACUCAUAUUGCCUAUUUUUAUGAUACAGCAAUGAUUCAAUUAUUCGGUAAACCGUAUGAAUCAACGAAAGUUGAUGCCUCGAUUACAUUUUAUGGACCUGGUGGUAUAACAUUAUUUCGUUUUGAUGGAGAAUUUGGUAGAAUUUAUUUAUUUCAUACACAUACACCAACAAAUUAUACUGAAUUAGACGUAGAAUUUCGAGCAUAUGUGGAACGAAAAAUACCGAGAUUUUUUAAUUGGUAUAUUAUCGGAAAUUGGAUAGCACAAUGGCAACGAGAUAUUGAUGUUUGGGAAAAUAAAAUACACAAGCGUGCACCUUUUCUUGUGAAAAAUGAUGGUCCAAUUUUAAAAAUGCGUCGAUGGUUUAGUCAAUUUUAUCUUUCUAAAGAAGAACAAGAUAAUAUUGCCGAUACACUAGACUGGUGA
Rotaria socialis is the source of this 1179-nucleotide messenger RNA. NCBI's taxonomy places the organism in Eukaryota, Metazoa, Rotifera, Eurotatoria, Philodinida, Philodinidae. The record is from the annotation of a GenBank genome assembly.